Closterium sp. Yama58-4 is the source of this 1158-nucleotide messenger RNA. Lineage: Eukaryota; Viridiplantae; Streptophyta; Zygnematophyceae; Desmidiales; Closteriaceae. The record is from the annotation of a GenBank genome assembly.
AUGGCUUCGGGGCUCGCUUCUGUGUCCGCGCUUCUUCUUUUCGCCACGGCGCUGGCGUGCGUCGCGCGCGCCGCGACGGCCGCGAAGAUUUCGCAGAUGUACGUUUUCGGCGACGAGUCGGCGGACGUCGGAAACGCGAAUUACUUCACCCGCGCGACCGUGAAGGCAAACAAGCUGCCGUACGGCGUCAACUUCAAGCCCGCGUCGGGCCGCUUCUCCGACGGAAAGCUCGUCGUUGACUAUCUCGCCGACUUCCUCGUGAUUCCCUCGCCGCGCGCCGAUCUCGCGCCCCGCAAUGCGUCGCUUCCUUUUAGCGGAAUCGACUUCGCCAUUGCUGGAGCCGGCGCUAAAUCCGGCACCAACGCCGGCAAGACGCGCGGGCUGCAGCAGCAAUUCAACGAGUUCAAGAAGUGGUUCAACGAGGCCAAGCGCACCAACAACCCAGACCUCAAGCUAGACGAGGCGCUGUUCGUGAUCAGCAUCGGUGCCAAUGACUACAUUCCAGAGCUGAGCCACGCGCAGCCCAACAUGACGACCCUCGUCGCCAUAGCUUCCUCUGUUUCCAACACCAUUAUCAACAUCACCCAGUCUCUCUACAACCUCACCGGCUCCUCUAACAUUCUCAUUAUCGAUCUGCCGAACCUCGGCUGCACUCCUGUCGUGCGCCAUGCGGCGAAAUCCGGAAUCAACUGCACGGACGCAGGUAACCAGGUUACCAUAAUUCAUAAUUUCGCGCUGCUGACGAAGACGGACAAGCUGAGGAACAACCCGGCCCUGCCCAUGCCAAACCUGGUGCUCUUCAAGCAAUCAUCUGUCUUCAAGACCAUGAUCCAAGUCCCCACCUCUGUGAUGCACUCAACAUCCCUUAAUCCUGCAACAACCCACCCCUCCCUUCCCCCACCAGGGCUGACGAAUCAAACGCACCCGUGCUGCGAGGCCAUGACAAGCACGGGGGUGGUAGUGCCGUGUGCGCAGACCAGCGGAACCGGCAAGGCAGCUGUCACGGCAGGGGCGUGUGCGGCGCCUGGCAAGACCCUGUGGUGGGACGAGCACAACCCCACGCAGGCCGUGAACCAGAAGGUGGCCAACACGCUCUUCUUCUCCACCAACCCCGCCAUGGUCCGCCCCAACGGCCUCCGCAAGUUCUACUCGCUGUAA